Messenger RNA from Laetiporus sulphureus 93-53, 408 nucleotides. Its product is annotated as 60S ribosomal protein L31. NCBI's taxonomy places the organism in Eukaryota, Fungi, Basidiomycota, Agaricomycetes, Polyporales, Laetiporaceae. Gene Ontology annotation, molecular function: structural constituent of ribosome. Bases 1 to 408 code for a protein of 135 amino acids. The record is from RefSeq and is a predicted model, not a curated record. Gene Ontology annotation, biological process: cytoplasmic translation. The transcript has 5 exons. Gene Ontology annotation, cellular component: cytosolic large ribosomal subunit; ribosome.
AUGGGCGCUCGCACCGGAAUCAAUUGCCACGCCCCCUCCAAAUCCUCCACGAAAAAGACCGGCAAGACGCGCUCGGCCCUCCAAGAUGUCGUGACCCGCGAAUACACCAUCCACCUGCACAAGCGCGUGCACGGCCGCUCGUUCAAGAAGCGGGCUCCCUGGGCCGUCAAGUCUGUCGUUGACUUCGCACAGAAGGCGAUGGGCACGACAGAUGUCCGGAUCGACCCCAAGCUCAAUAAGGCGUUGUGGGCACGGGGUAUCAAGUCGGUUCCUCACAGAAUACGGGUCAGGCUUGAACGUAAGCGGAACGACGAGGAGAACGCGAAGGAGAAACUGUACACAUACGCGACUCACGUUGAGCUCGAGUCCUGCGCGGGCCUCCAAACGACGGUUGUGGAUACCGAGUAA